AUGGAAAGCAAGUACUCGAUGGAGCCAGCGCCUGAUGGUGCUGGCCUCACCUCGCUGGAUGUGCUCAUCUUCCUGGACGCCCCGGUGAACAGCACGGAGGAGCAGUGCUUCAGCGCCCGCUCCCGCAGCACGGUCCUGGAGGGGCUGCCCUUUGGUGGUGUGCCCACCGUGCUCGCCAUCAACUUCAUCCUCUGGCUGCUUCUCCUUCUGGUCUUCUCAUGUCUUCGGAAAGCGGCUUGGGACUACGGGCGCCUGGCACUGCUGAUGGACAAUGACAGCCUGACAUCGCUUUUCUAUGGAGAGCAGAGCGAGAAGGAGAAGUCCCCAUCAGAGAGCAGCCCUCUGGAUGCCGACAACAAGGAUGUGGGAUUCUGUUCCUGGCUCCUUUCUAUCUACCAGAUGAAGGAUGAGGAGAUUCAGAGCAAGUGUGGGAUCGAUGCCACCACCUACCUGUCCUUCCAGCGGCACCUCCUGGUCCUGCUGAUGCUGGUUUGUGUGCUCUCCGUGGCUGUCAUCCUGCCUGUCAACUUCUCAGGGGACCUCCUGGGACACAAUCCUACCCACUUCGGCCGGACAACCAUCGCCAACAUCCCAACUCAAGACCGUCUCCUGUGGCUGCACAGCAUCUUUGCCCUAAUAUAUUUUAUCUUCACCAUCCUUUGUAUGGCUCACCACUCUGUCCACCUGGAAUACAGAGAGAAUGAGAAGGUUGCCCGGACACUGAUGGUUACCCACAUCCCCAAGGAGAUCACAGACCCUUCACUUAUCAUCAAGCAUUUCCACGAGGCUUAUCCCAGCUGCACCGUCACCAAUGUCCAGUUCUGCUUUGACGUGCGCAAGCUGAUGAAGCUGGAUGCGGAGAGGCGCAAAGCAAUGAAGGGGCGGCUUUAUUUCACUACCAAGGCACAGAAAGAGGGGAAGAUCAUGAUCAAAACUCACCCCUGCGCCCGCAUCUUCUGCUGCCGCUUCUGUGGCUUUGAUGAGGUGGAUGCUGAGCAGUAUUACGGCGAGCUGGAGGAGAAGCUCACAGAUGAGUUCAAUGCGGAGCGCAACCGCAUCACACUCAAGCGGCUUGAUAUGGCCUUCGUCACCUUCCAGGACGAGCGGAUGACAGCUGUGAUUUUGAAGGACUACAACCACAUCCACUGCCGCAAGCACCCCCAGCAGUCCUCUGUCACCACCGUGGUCAAGUCACACCACUGGGGUGUUCGCUAUGCCCCUUCACCCAGUGAUAUCAUCUGGGAGAAUUUAUCAGUCCGUGGCACAUCGUGGUGGGUGCGAUUCAUUCUGCUUAAUAUCUGCCUGUUCAUCCUUCUUUUCUUCCUCACAACACCAGCCAUCAUUGUCAACACUAUGGACAUGUUCAAUGUCACACACCCUGUGGAGAGCCUCAAGAACCCCAUCAUCACCCAGUUUUUCCCCACGCUGCUGCUCUGGGCCUUCUCCGUCUUCCUGCCCUUCCUUGUCUACUACUCAGCAUUCUUCGAGUCUCACUGGACAAGGUCAAGUGAAAAUCAGAUCACCAUGCACAAGUGCUUCUUCUUCCUGGUGUUCAUGGUUAUCAUCCUGCCCUCGCUGGGUCUGAGCAGCCUGGACCUGUUUUUCCGCUGGCUCUUCGACACCCACUUUCUGGAUGAGGCUGAAAUCAAGUUCCAGUGCGUUUUCCUCCCAGACAAUGGCGCCUUCUUCGUCAACUAUGUAGUGACCUCCAGCCUGAUUGGCACGGCCAUGGAGCUGCUGCGCAUCCCAGGCCUCCUCGUCUACACUGCUCGCCUCUGCUUUGCCAAGUCGGAGCCCGAGCGGCUCCACGUCAAGCGGAGCCAAGCAUACCAGUUCCAGUUUGGACUAGAGUACGCCUGGACCUGCUGUAUCUUCUCUGUUGUCAUGACCUACAGCAUCACCUGCCCCAUCAUCGUCCCCUUUGGGUUGCUCUACAUGCUGCUCAAGCACAUGGUUGACCGGUACAACAUUUACUACGUGUACAUCCCCACCAAACUGAACCAGCGCCUCCACGUCGCCGCCAUCAGCCAGGUCGUGGUGGCCCCCAUCCUCUGCAUGUUCUGGCUGCUCUUCUUCUCUGUCCUGCGCCUUGGUCCCACCCGGCCCGUCACCCUCUUCACCUUUGUGGUCCUCCUUUCCUGCAUCAUCUUCUCCUUCUUUGGCCUCUGCUUGAAGAAGCUGCAGCCACGGAAACCCUCUAGCUACCAGAUGUCUGACCAGUCUGAGGGCGCCUUCAAUGAUGUGGAGCGGAGCAGCGUUUCCUCCACCCCUAACUCCAAUCUCUUUGUGGCCACUGUCCUGCAGGAGCCUGAGCUGAGCCUGACACCGGCAGCCUCUCCGGCACACCAGUCCUAUGGCACCAUGGGCAACCACCUGGAGCCAGCGGAGGAUGGGGAGGAUGGGGGGCUGCAGAGCUUCGAGACAGAGCUGGAGACCGUGGAGGGCGAGUACAGGAGCGGCCCCGUGAUAGAGAGCCAGGCUCGCUACCAGUGAACAUCCCUGCCACAGGCUGGGAACUGACUGUGCUGAGA
This is a messenger RNA of Pyrgilauda ruficollis (rufous-necked snowfinch), 2531 nucleotides long. RefSeq names its product transmembrane protein 63C (gene TMEM63C). NCBI's taxonomy places the organism in Eukaryota, Metazoa, Chordata, Aves, Passeriformes, Passeridae. The coding region runs from base 1 to 2493 and encodes 830 amino acids. The transcript is spliced from 22 exons. The record is from RefSeq and is a predicted model, not a curated record. Gene Ontology annotation, cellular component: plasma membrane. Gene Ontology annotation, molecular function: calcium-activated cation channel activity.